Strongylus vulgaris is the source of this 600-nucleotide messenger RNA. The record is from the annotation of a GenBank genome assembly. NCBI's taxonomy places the organism in Eukaryota, Metazoa, Nematoda, Chromadorea, Rhabditida, Strongylidae.
AUGCCGAAUAAAGUCAACGACGAGGAAUUCAAGGCACGCCCUAUUCCUGAAUUUGCCAAAAACCUCGAGGGACAGGAACUGAUUGACUACGUCAACGCGAAUCAGCCAUUCUUCAAGGCAGGAGAGCCUAAGAUGUCUUACGAGCAAUUUAAAUCGCGCUUGAUGAAAACGAAGCUCGUGGACUUUGAUGAGGAAGCACAGAAAGUUGAUGAGAAAGCUCCAGAAAUCUUUUCCAAAGAAGUGAUUCCAGAGAGCUUUGAUGCGCGAGAGAAGUGGCCGGAGUGCAAAUCCAUCCACACCGUCCGUGACCAAGCAAAUUGCGGUAACGAACUGCUCACACUUGAGCAUCAAUUUUCGCUUGAUGUGCAAAACGUUCUUUUUAUAGGAUCAUGUUGGGCUGUCUCUUCGGCAUCAGCUAUGUCUGAUAGGUUGUGUAUCGCCACGAAAGGACGGAAACAGGAUCAUGUUGGGCUGUCUCUUCGGCAUCAGCUAUGUCUGAUAGGUUGUGUAUUGCCACGAAAGGACGGAACCAGACUUUCAUUUCCGACACUGAUAUUCUCACCUGUUGCUCAUAUUGUGGAGAUGGGUAUGUUCCAUUAG